Messenger RNA from Vicia villosa (hairy vetch), 1136 nucleotides. Its product is annotated as lactoylglutathione lyase GLX1-like. Bases 109 to 966 code for a protein of 285 amino acids. NCBI's taxonomy places the organism in Eukaryota, Viridiplantae, Streptophyta, Magnoliopsida, Fabales, Fabaceae. The transcript has 9 exons. Gene Ontology annotation, molecular function: metal ion binding; lactoylglutathione lyase activity. The record is from RefSeq and is a predicted model, not a curated record. Gene Ontology annotation, cellular component: cytoplasm.
AGCAAUUCAUCUUCUUUGAAUAUAAAUUCAGAGAUAGUUCUUCUUCUCUUACAAUCUUCCUCUACUACUCUCACUCACUGAGAAUUUGAAAUUGAAUCCACUUUGAAUAUGGCUGAGGCUGCACAAUCCAAUGCUGAGCUGUUAGAAUGGCCGAAGAAAGAUAACCACCGAUUCCUGCAUGUUGUUUACCGUGUUGGUGAUCUCGAUCGCACCAUCAAGUUUUAUACUGAAGUUUUUGGAAUGAAGCUUUUGAGGAAACGAGAUGUUCCGGAAGAGAAAUAUACCAAUGCUUUUCUUGGAUUUGGUCCUGAACAAACUAAUUUUGUUGUGGAAUUAACUUAUAAUUAUGGAGUGACCUCGUAUGAUAUUGGAACUGGCUUUGGACAUUUUGCAAUCGCAACUCCAGAUGUCUACAAAUUUGUUGAAGAGAUCCGAGCUAAGGGUGGAGUCGUCAUUAGGGAGCCUGCUCCAAUUGGUGACACUGUUAAUGCCUUUGUGAAGGAUCCUGACGGUUAUGAAUUUGAAAUUCAACAAAAAGCUUCAACCCCUGAGCCAUUAUGCCAUAUGUUGUUUCGUGUUGGUGACUUAGACCGCUCAAUUAAGUUUUACGAAAAGGCUUUGGGUUUCAAGCUUUUGAACAAGUAUGAUUUACCUGAAUACAAGAUAACUUUUGCUAUUAUUGGAUAUGGUGAAGAGCCCGAGAGAGUUGUCUUGGAGUUAUUAUAUAACUAUGGUGUCACUGAAUACACCAAGGGAAAUGCUUAUGCACAGGUUGCUAUUGGCACUGAUGAUGUAUACAAGAGCGCUGAGGUAGUCAAGAUAGUCACUGAAGAGCUUGGAGGAAAGAUUACCAGGGAACCAGGGCCAAUUCCUGGCAUUAACACAAAGAUCACUUCUUUCUUAGAUCCAGAUGGAUGGAAAAUUGUGUUGGUCGAUAAUCAAGAUUUUCUGAAGGAGUUGGAGUGAAGAGUUGUUGUUUUUCAUUAAUAAUAAGAGUCUUGGAGCUAUUUUAUGAAAAUAAGUUGCAUGUCUUUAUGAUUGAAGAUCAACAUGUACGUUAUCGGUAAUCAAAAUAAUAUUAUUUUGUUUGGCUUUUAUAAUACAAGAAAUACUAAUUAUUGUCUUUGAGACACUCU